Sorex fumeus (smoky shrew) is the source of this 1069-nucleotide messenger RNA. RefSeq names its product sec1 family domain-containing protein 2-like. The transcript is spliced from 5 exons. NCBI's taxonomy places the organism in Eukaryota, Metazoa, Chordata, Mammalia, Eulipotyphla, Soricidae. The record is from RefSeq and is a predicted model, not a curated record. Bases 339 to 608 code for a protein of 89 amino acids.
CGCCCGCUGAAAAGGAAAGAAAGAAAAGCAAAGAAAGGAAAGAGAAAAGGAAAGAAAAGAAAGGAAAGAAAAGGAAAGAAAAGGAAAGAAAGGAAAGGAAAGAAAAGGAAAGAAAGGAAAGAGAUAAAAGGAAAGAAAGAAAAGUGCCAGUCCUCCAUCUGGGAUUGAGGAGGAAGCUGCUGAAAAUGGUGUUCCUAAACCAGUAACAUAAGGCUUUGGAAUUCAGUCGCUUCCGUAUUUAAAAUCUGUAGAUUUCUAGCUAAGAAGAAAGUCUACAUUCAGCUAGACUUUGGAGUAUCCUGCACAAUCUCGCUGUCAGAAAGCGACUGAAACUGGAUAUGAUCGUGACAGUGAUGAUGAUGAGGAUGAUGUUCAUGUCACUAUCGGAGACAUUAAAACGGGAGCACUACAGUAUGGGAGCAGUGGGACCUCAUGGAGACAACUUGGUAGAAAAGAUUCUAUCAGUGCUCCCGCAGUUUCCCGGCCACACGAGUGAUGGGAUGGUCAGCAUGGCCGGCCUUACGGCCCUCCAGGCUGAAGACGAGAAUCAGAACGUGGUCGCACCAGGCUGUCUGGCACAAUCCCAGUGCCAGAUCACUGAAUUUUGACCAUUUGGGACACUCCUGGAUCCAAGGAACUGUGAACUCAGAGCAGCACACACACUUGUCCCAUGCGUGGUAGGUGCACAUUCCCUCCACAUUCUCUUGACCGGACAGCAGAGAUUUGGUUAUUUCACAGCUGUGGAUACGGACCCCAAGGAGAACCCAUCAACUCUGUGCCACUUUUUUGAGUCUUAUUCCUUUGAGCCUCCUGAAGGUGCCUCCCAGAUCCCCCUCCUUGAGACUGGACUCCUCAGAGAUGCCAGGAAGUCCUGAGGUGCCAGGACUGGUUUUCUCCUUCUGCAGCUGUGUGUACUGGGAGGAGCUCUCCAGAGGCUCCUCUAAUGAUGUGUGUCUUCACUUCCCUUUCUCGCCGACUGGAGACACCUGCCCUGUCCCUCUCUGGACUUGUGUGGUGCUGGGGAUCAAACCCAGCCAGCGCGUGAGUCACUGGCGACAGGAGAGACAGU